Doryrhamphus excisus (bluestripe pipefish) is the source of this 1380-nucleotide messenger RNA. RefSeq lists its product as uncharacterized. The record is from RefSeq and is a predicted model, not a curated record. Gene Ontology annotation, biological process: regulation of gene expression. Lineage: Eukaryota; Metazoa; Chordata; Actinopteri; Syngnathiformes; Syngnathidae. Gene Ontology annotation, cellular component: nucleus.
UGGGGCUCCCCUCCUACUUCCGUAGCCGUUAGCUGCUACAGCUGGCCAACGAGCACAUCGGCUCAGCAAACCUGUCCAUUUGGGACCACUCACGUCAAUUUUAGUUCAACAAAUAACAUCACCCCAACAUGUCGCCACCACUGUUGUUAAGGGCAUUCGUAAACGAACGUCUCGUUGCCGCCGCCGAGGAGAUAUUUGAGUUUUUUGAGCGAAUAGUAGUCAAAUACGAAGAGGAAGCUUCCAGCUCGCAGAGGGAGAUAAAACGCCUUCGAAGGGUGCUGCUGGAUGUUGUUUCACAGCAGAAAACAGACUUCUUGCAGUCAGCAGCCCAUAAGGAGGAACAUCCCCCCGAGCAACAUCCCUUCCAACGGGAGCCAAGUGUGACCAUUCGUCGUACGGAAGUAGAAUUCCGCCAAGUUAAACAGGAAAAUACGUCACUUUGGGAAGAAGGCAACCAAGUCCGUGAGGAUUCUGACAUCUUGUACACGCCUCAUUCUUCUGCUUGGGAGAAAGAUGAGCACGAAGACAGCAAAGUGCAAAUGGAUUUUGUGGAGUCACAAGAGGUGGAAAAUGCACCUUUGCUACUUCCUGUCCGCACACUUGAAGCAUCUCCACACCAGGAUGGACAGGAGAAUCAACCCCAGGAGACCCCAACAGAGCAAGCUUUCACAGAGUCGUCGCAUUUAAAUUCAAUUACGCAGGACUACCGCUGUCACCUGUGUGACAAAUCCUUCUCAUUUAACCAUCACUUGGUCAAUCACGCUCUACGCAUCCACUGGAAGGAUGUGUGCUGCGCCGUGUGCGGAGAGUCGCUGGAGUCCCCCAUACGCCUCAGUGAGCACCUUCAGUCCCAUCGGGGCUCCAAAACCUGCCCCACAUGCGGGAAGCAGUGCGGUAGCGUGAGCGCGCUGGCCGAGCACAUGACGAGUCACACGGGCGAAAAGCCCCACCGCUGCCACAUGUGCGGAAAGGAGUGCAGCCGCAAGGGCGAUUUAAAAAUACACAUGAGGAUCCACACUGGAGAGAAGCCUUACUGCUGCUCGCACUGUGGGAAGCGCUUCACGCACAGUGGACACCUGAGGAAGCACCUCAGGAGCCACACGGGCGAGAGGCCGCACACGUGUGGUGUUUGCGGGCGAGGGUUCCUGCAGAGCACGCACCUCAAAAAUCACUUGACAACUCACCGGCAGACAUCUUGAUUAACUUAUACACCAGGGACAACACAACCAGUAGACAUUGUUUGACAUGACAAAGAACCUCUGUGGCCAGUCCACGUAGACAUGCUAUAGGGCAGGGGUCUCAAACUCAAUUUACCUGGGGGCCACUGGAGCUAGGGUCUGGGCGAGACUGGGCUGCAUCAGGUUUUCCAAAAAAAAACAA